ACAAAGAAAGAGAAAUCCUGGGAACAUUAACGUUACUGGCUAUAUGCACAGGUUAGCAAGCCGCUUAAUCAUAAUUGUUCAUUUCAGAUUUGUGCGGACAUGGAAAGGAUAAUUUCUAUGGCAUCCGUGAAAUAAGAAAGAGCUACUCCGGUCAGUAUUCCCAUGAAUAGCAUGUUUGAUUUAAAGUGUGAGAGCUCUUCAGGUGAAGAGGAGGAGACGGAGGCAGGAGACCCCGCUUUAACAGCACAGAUAUCCAGAUGUGCGAACGUAACAUCAGCGGAUUUGGACUUAUUAGAACACACCCGGAACGAGUCUAGUACGGUAAAGCAAACCAUAUGGGCUGUUAACUGUUUUAAAGCCUGGCUGCGGGAAAAGCAGCUGACCAUAGAAUUUAAAACGGCCGACAAGUCUGAGGUAAACACAAUCCUGCGCGAGUUUUAUGGGUCUAUUCGGACGAGCAAAGGAGAGCUGUACGGGAUCAGCAGCUACGUCGGGCUCCGGGCUGGACUCAACCGGUACGUUAACGACCCUCCGGUCAGCCGUGCGUGGAAUCUGAUGCAGGACGCCGAGUUCAGGUCUGCUAACAAUGUUUUUAAAGGCGUCGUCAAGCAGAUCCGACGCUCCGGUAGGGAUAUAACAACACACUACCCACCAAUUACACCUGAGGACCAGCACAUCCUCAAGCAUUCUACUGCACUGGACCCGGGGAACCCAAAGGGCUUGUUGUAUAAGGUGUGGUAUGACAUCCAGUUGCAUUUUGGGCUCAGGGGUAAGGAGGGCAACCGACACCUGCAGCCAGACACGUUUGCUCUGAACCUGGACCAAAGUGGAUUUAAAUACUUCACUAUGGCACUACACGAGGAACCGAAGAACAUGCCGGAGAAGGACAAGAAGAAACGGAAGGCUAUGUUUGAAGAGCCGGGGAAUCCGCUGUGUCCUGUUGCGUCUCUGGAAAAAUACCUGAGGAAAAUCCCAGCCGACGCUAAAGCUCUCUAUCUGCAGCCCAAAAGGAGCUAUUUCCUCAGUGAUGAGAUCUGGUAUACUGGACUUCCACUGGGAGUCAAUCAUUUGUCCCAAAUGCUGCCCAAAAUAUGCAAAGAGGCAGGUACGAGAACGAUCUACACUAACCACAGUCUGAGAAUAACAGCUAUUCAGAGACUGAAUGAACCGAGGGAGAUCAUGGCAGUAUGUUUACAAAGUGUUCCAGUUGAGAUUACCACUCAGUGGCCUUCGCUCCAGGAACCCACCCCAUACUCUCCUGCCAGUGAGCUUGACUCCAGCUCUGCCAAACAGGAGAGUCCUGUGAACAGUAACAGCAACAGUUGGGUGAAACAGGAGCCGGAGGUUAAUGCAAUUCAGUGGGAAGACAGGAACUUGGAGCCUGCCAUUCAACUUGAGAAGGACAACAAUGUGAACAGUGCUGUCUCCACAGAGACGCCUUCGAUGGAGGGUUUACCCAGCAGUGUUAUGCUGACCAUCACUAAACUUCAGUGCCUACUAGAGAGCAAACAGGAAAGGAUCGAAGCUCUGGAAAGACAAGUGCAGGACCUAAUGGAGGAUCGCAAGUUCCUCCGCGCACAAAUCGAGAACCUCACUGGUGCUCGUCUUAUUUCAGUGCCUGAAGCAAGCACAUCAGUCAUCUCAGAGUCCAGAUCACGUAAAAGACGGCGAAAGAGCUCAUCCAGCUCGUAUAUCAACGAUGAGUGCUUCACCGAUGAAUCCAGCAGCACAUCAUCAUCUGAAGAGUCCAGCAGCAUGAGGAAAAAGAGACGCCACAAGAAGAAAAGGAAGAGAGAGAAACAAGCGUCUCAAACUUGCAGUAAGUCCAAAAUGCAAGCUAAUACUAAGGCAAAUCACAGAUACGUUACCCACUGUGACUAGAUCUUGAUUCGCCUUCAUCAGGAAAAAAGAAGAAGAAGAAGAGCAUGAGUAGGCUUUCCUGCUAUAAAGUUCACAGGGCCCAGGACAGUUUUUACAAGCAGACCUCCAUGUGCCAAGAAGUACAGUAGGUUGUACUGUAAAAGAGGUUAUUUGGGUACUCCAGCGCUUCUGGUUGACCCUCACUGCCUGUGUCCCGAACAUGUAUCAGGGUCUGAUCAGGCCUUGUAAGGAAACACAUGCCAAGCAGUGUGUUCCCUCUGCUGAGCGGUUCAGUUGAUCAAUAUUUACAGUUCGGAAAAGCUUCAAUGAUUCUGAGCCUCGUUCUAGGGGAUUUAUGAGUUCAUCUUGCUUUAAAUACUCAAGUUAUAAGGGACUACAACAGUUUAUCAAAUGUAACCUUAAAGGGGUUUGACAAUGAAACUGAAACGCCUGGUUGUAGACCACAAUAAUUCAUUAUUAUGGUGUAGGGCCUUCUUUUGCGGUCAAUACAGCAUCAAUUCAUCCUGCUAAUGACAGAUACAAGUCCUGACCAGUGGCCAGAGGGAUUUUGAGCUAUUUGUCUUGCAGAAUAGUGGCCAGAGGUGGAGGAAAACUUUUCCUCACUUGCUCUUCCAAAACACCUCAAAGUGGCUCAAUAAUAUUAACAUCUGGUGACUGUGCAAGCCAUGGAAGGUGUUUAACUUUCAUGUUCAUCAAACCACUCUGUCACCAGUCUUACUGUGUGUAUUGGUGCAUUAUGAUCCUGAUACAUGGCACUGCUUUCAGGGUAUAAUGUUUGAACCAUUGGGUGCACAUGGUCCUCCAGAAUGGUUUGGUAAUCCUUUGCAGUGAUGCACCCAUUUAGUGCAAGUAUUGGCCUAGGGAAUGCCAUGAUAUUGUUGCCCAAACCAUCACUGAUCCAUGGGUGGGUCUGGGUGGUGCACUUCUUUGGGGCUUCUCCACACUGUAACUCUCCCGGGAUGGGAAAGACAGUGAAGGUGGACUCAUCAGAGACCAAUACAUGUUUCACAUUGUCCACAGCUUAAGAUUUUUGCUGCUGGCACCAUUGAAACCGAUGUUUGGCAUUGGCACAAGUGACCAAUGGUUUGGCUACUGCAUGCCCGGCCAUAUAUAUUGACCCAGUGGAGCUUCCAAACAGUUUUGUUUUCCCAAACAGGAUACAAUCCAAUAGCACCUGGACAUCUCUUUCAGCAGCUUACUAUUGCGUCCACAGUUACUCCUGUCAGACGGGGUUCUUGUUCUUUGGGGUAUGCUGGCAUUAAUUUGGAUACUGAGGCUCUUAAUACAUCACAAAGCCUUGCUGUCUUGAUAAGAGAUGCACUGGCGAGACGUACACCAUUAAUUUGUUCUCUUUUGAACUCUGAAAUGUCACCCACAAUGUAGUGUGCAUUGCAAAAUUUUAAGCAAAACUGUCUUAUUCUUCUGCCAAUUAAACCUUCACCUUACUGGUGAAAUGUGCAAUCAAUGAAGAUUGACCACCAGGCUGGUCAGAUUUAGCCAUGAAACCCAUCCAACACUAAAUAAACCAGUGUUUUAGUUUCAUUGUCCAACCUCUGUACUUACAUGUCCUUAUGUACAGAUUUCAAAUAUCGUUUUAAAACUAAUCGUUGUGAACAAGUCUUCCGGAUUGACUUAUAAAUUGAAUCCUUUUCAAGAAGGACAGAGCAGAUGGAUGCAUCUGAAGAACUGUUUUUUUAGUUCUGAAUACAUAAGACUGAUGUUCAUGUUUGACACUAGAGGGAGCCAUUGGUACCAUUGCGCUGCUGAGCCCUAAAGAGAAACAAAAGUAAGGGGUGGUGUUGAAACAUGUUUCUACGCGAUGUAUCUCUUACUCUUUUAUUUAUUAAAUGAGUCUUUAUGUGCGAGUCUGUUUGAUGUAUAAGGAUUUCGAGUAAAUGCGCUGAUCUUGUACAUAUUUUUGCGUACAGCAGCAGUGUGAAACAUCAUCCAGUUCAGUCAUAAAGCACUGAUUACAUGCGUAUGUGUGGAUUGUUUGAAUCUGUUUAUUUCUUUAUUACACAGUAACACUACAAUAAUAUGUUCGUUUUAGCCUUCUUUAAGGGAUAAUUUAGCCAAAAGUAAAGAUUUACUCACUAUUUACAAAACCUCAAUUGGUUAAAAUUGGACUUUUACAAAAAAAUUUUUUCCUGAUGAAAACAAAAGAAGGUAAUUUGAAGAAAGCUAAAAACUGGCAAGCAUUGCCAUUCAUAGAAGGAAAAACAAAUACUAUGGAGGUUAUAGAAAAACUCAAUUUUCACCUUUGGAUGAUCCCUUUAACUUCUGGCCCAUGAAGUCUACUGUCCUUCAGAGCUUGCGACAGCAUUUUAGCCUUUCAAAUUCACCACAACGGUUGUCGGGAAGCCUAAAAAACAUGUUAUUUGUUUAGACUAUCAGAAUACACUGUACAAAAAGCAUGAAUUGAUUAUGUGAACAUAACAAAUUUAAGUGGAUUGAAUAUAAAACAAUUGAGUUGUCCCAAGAAAU
Messenger RNA from Danio aesculapii, 4365 nucleotides. RefSeq lists its product as uncharacterized. The coding region runs from base 163 to 1881 and encodes 572 amino acids. The transcript is spliced from 6 exons. The record is from RefSeq and is a predicted model, not a curated record. NCBI's taxonomy places the organism in Eukaryota, Metazoa, Chordata, Actinopteri, Cypriniformes, Danionidae.